Molecule: messenger RNA, 273 nt
Organism: Cylicostephanus goldi
Lineage: Eukaryota; Metazoa; Nematoda; Chromadorea; Rhabditida; Strongylidae
Source: the annotation of a GenBank genome assembly
AUGCAAAGAGCCUGGACAUAUGGAGUGAACAAUGGGACAUGUUCUGGUGGUCCAUAUUUGGCAAAAGACUGUUGCAAACCAUAUGUUUUCCACCCCUGCGGCCAACACAAAGGUCAACCCUAUUACGGCGAAUGUGAAAAGCCGAAUGAGAAUACUCCGAAAUGCCGGGCGCGAUGCCAACUUGAUUACAAGAAAGCUUAUGCAAAGGACAGAAUUAAAGGUAAAAAAGCUGGUUUGAAAUCUUACAAUCAAUUUCUGCUCCGUGAUGAAUAG